Molecule: messenger RNA, 2427 nt
Organism: Halichondria panicea
Lineage: Eukaryota; Metazoa; Porifera; Demospongiae; Suberitida; Halichondriidae
Product: condensin-2 complex subunit H2-like
Exons: 18
Coding region: 90-1919 (609 amino acids)
Biological process (GO): mitotic sister chromatid separation; meiotic chromosome condensation
Cellular component (GO): condensin complex; nucleus
Molecular function (GO): chromatin binding
Source: RefSeq, a predicted model, not a curated record
UGGGCGUGGCUUGUAAAAAUUACAAACUUUUUAUACAAGAUUGUUCCCUUUGAGCUAGGUACACAUAUACCUACAGUCAGGGUACAGCUAUGGCGUCUCAAGUGGAGCUCCAGAACAGAUAUGCAGACCUCCUGAAGCCCAUCAAAGACCUCACCAGAAAUUGGAAUGUCGAUGUUGCAUCUCAACUUGAGGAGUACAUAGAGGAGAUAGCACAGAUCACCAUUUCUUUUGACGAUGGAAUGACAAAGAUGAACUUUGCUGAGGCUGCACUCCUCAUUCAAGGCUCCACCUGUGUCUACAGCAGGAAGGUGGAGUAUCUCCAUGCUUUGGUCUACCAAACCCUUGACCUCGUUGCCAACAAGAAGAAGCAGGGCCAGACCCUGCCCACCAAUGGGGACGCUGACGCUGACCUCUCGUUUGUUCAGAGGAUGGAGGAUGAUCAGCUGUUGUCCCUCGACGAUAUCCCAGUAGCUAACAACAUCGACAUGGAUGAACAGAUUGUUCCAAGAUUUGUGUCAACCAUCCCCCGCACUCCCCUCUCACUGGUUCCACUAAUGGAUUAUGAGAAGACCAACAGUAUACCUCUCUACAGCAACACGGGGGAGCUCAUUGGAAGCCAUCUCGACUUCAAGAUGAACACCAGUAUCAUCCACCCGUCGGGAGCGCUGUUAUUGGAGCCAUUGGAACACCUAGUGUUGCAGGUGGAGCUGAACGACGGCCGCUCCAUCGUCAUUAACCAGCACACACCUGCACAUCACAUCAGCAGUCUCCUCCCUCCUCUGGCAUCUGCUGGAGCCUCACCUGUCUUGCCGGACCCUCUCCCUGACCUGGACGAUAGUGUAUCGGUGAUGGGCGGGGCUUGUUACCAGACCACACCCUCUCCAGAGCCAAGCCGGAGGGAAAGACGAGUAAGGAUUGCCGAAGAGCAAAAACCGGACAAUCCGUGGGCUUUAUUGGACCCUCACGACCCUGGCAAUGGAACUUGGAACAAGCCGUUCAAGAAAGGAGUGACAUAUCGAGUGCCCCAAUCACUCAAGAAUAAAAAGGAUCGUAAAAGGAAGAAGCCCAAAACAUCCACACCCUCAGAGCCACUGGCAGAGUUCAUAAGGAGAACAUUUUACUCCUGCUCGUGGCAGUUCCCCAAGAACCUUCUCAAGGUACCACUCUCCUCUGAGUUCGAGGCUCAUUACUGGGAGGAGCAAAAGAGGAAGAGGCUGCAAAGAAAGAGAGAAAACCUUGCUUUAAAGCGGCUUGGUCGAGAUGAACCUGAGAGAAUAGAGGAAGAGGAUGAGGACAGUCUAGAUGACUACCAGCCUCUGGGCGGAGACCCCCCUGAUGAUGAUAUGGAGGCUGCCGUCGAGGGGGCUUUCGAGGGAUUCAACCAGUCUGGGGGGCACAACCCCUUCAUGGGGGUGGAGCCAAUGGCAUUGGACGACUCUAAGAGUGGUUUCCAUGGUGAAGAGAGAGUGGUCCAAUCAUACGAAGACCUUGUCAGAAACUAUGUGGAAUCCACCAUGAUGGGUGUGGCAGCGUACAUGCAACAGACUGACCUCUCCAAGAAGGUCCAGAAAUGGGAGGAGAGAAUCAAACCACUUCUCAUCAAGGAGGAGCAAAGACCUGUGUUUGACAUACACAAGUAUGGUGUCAGUGUUAUUGACCAAUUCAAGCAUUCAGAUCCUGACAAAAAGAGAGAGCAGAUGUAUUUUAGAGAGAUAAGUAGGAACAAAGCUGAGUCAGAGAUUUGCAGACUCUUUGCGGCUACUCUGCAACUGGCCAACGAUGGGAAUGUGCUAAUAGAAGCAGAGGAACAGAGCAACGGAGAACAAGUGGUCGAUUCUAUGAAACUGACUUUACUAUCCUCAGAGAUAUCCCACAAAGUGUCUGAGUUUACUGCACCCUCCCAAAAAAACAGUAGCUAGUGUAGCUAGUUAGCAAUUUUAUUAAUUCGAUUUUAUUCUCAUGCAGUUUUCCAUUCCAUGUCAGGUUAUAAAUCGAGGGCGUGUUUUGAUAGAGGAAUUCCCCUCCCAAUAGAGGCCAGCAAAGGAGCCCCACCCUCUUUGUGCAAGUUUUAAAAUGGAUUUCACUCCUGACUCCAUCGAAUUUGCUGGUUCCUUGGGAGAGUCUCUAGCAAGUAAUUCAGCACCUGAAUCUGUCAUUGACUGUUCUCUAACUGUUCAAGAGCUAACUCCAUGGGAGAAAUGGGUCAUAAGAAAAGCUCAGGAGGAAAAAGACAAGAGGGAACAAGACCGACAAAUUAGACAAAAAGAGAGAGAGGCUGCAAAGAUAGAGAGGAAGCUCCAGCACGAGAAGAGAAAGAAGUGUGAGAAGGCGUACGGAGAAUGGCUGACAAACAAGGCCAGGAGACAAGCCACUAGUGCUCAGAGAGAGAGCAGUGCUCUCAAAGAUAAGCUCAAGGAAAUUGAUAAG